Quercus lobata is the source of this 1034-nucleotide messenger RNA. RefSeq lists its product as uncharacterized. The record is from RefSeq and is a predicted model, not a curated record. The coding region runs from base 141 to 857 and encodes 238 amino acids. NCBI's taxonomy places the organism in Eukaryota, Viridiplantae, Streptophyta, Magnoliopsida, Fagales, Fagaceae. The transcript is spliced from 2 exons.
UCAGUCCACACACACUACACCCGUAUUAGACUUAGAGUUGGAUUCUGUGUCUCUCUGUUUGCGUCUUUCAUCUCAAGCCUUCAAGAACAAGCAAAAGGUUUAUACUGAGAGAAAAUUAAAGAGCUGUGGAUAUUAUACUAAUGGAGAAAAAAGUUCUUGAUUUCAUAUUUGUUCCUUCGGGCCUUGUUGUAAUGUUAUCAUACCACAUGUGGCUUCUCCAUCGAAUCAUGAAGCACCCCAACAAGACUGUCAUCGGCAUCAAUACCUUCAAUCGCCGCUUCUGGGUCGAAGCUAUGAUGGAGGAUGUGUCAAAGAAUGGUGUUCUUGCUGUACAGACACUGAGAAACAAUAUUAUGGCAUCGACCCUAUUGGCUUCCACAGCAAUAAUGCUUAGCUCCCUCAUUGCGGUUUUGAUGACAAGUCGCAGCUGGGAUAAAUCAGCAUUUCUUGUGUUUGGAGACAUGAGUGAGCUUGGCUUCUCCAUAAAGUUCUUCUCCAUAUUGGUGUGCUUCUUGGUUGCUUUCCUUUUCAACGUGCUGUCUAUAAGGUACUACAGCCAUGCAAGUAUCCUCAUCAACGUUCCUUUCAAGAAGAUGUCCCUAGAUCACCAUUAUCAACAUCUCACUGCUGAGUAUGUUGCUAAGACAGUGAAUAGGGGAAGCUAUUUCUGGUCUUUAGGAUUGCGUGCCUUCUACUUCUCCUUUCCUUUGUUUUUGUGGAUCUUUGGGCCCAUCCCCAUGUUCUUGUCCUGUUUUGUCCUGGUUUUCAUGCUUUAUUUCCUAGAUGUCGCAUUUGAGCUUGGGUGGACUGAUUCUGUUACUGCUGAUAAGGAUGAGGAACUUGGGAGGGAAACUUAAAAUUGAUCACUUAUAUAUGGUGGGUUUAUAGCAAUUUAUCAUAGAUGGUAGACUUUAAUAGCAUAGCAAUAUAAGGUUACACAUUCAACCCAAGUUGAAUUAAGUUGCACAUCAAGUUCUUUUAACUUGUACUAUCAUCUUGAAUAAAAAGUGCUUCAUUUUGGCAUGAUUUGUUAA